Molecule: messenger RNA, 1677 nt
Organism: Thermochaetoides thermophila DSM 1495
Lineage: Eukaryota; Fungi; Ascomycota; Sordariomycetes; Sordariales; Chaetomiaceae
Exons: 1
Coding region: 1-1677 (558 amino acids)
Biological process (GO): proteolysis
Molecular function (GO): aspartic-type endopeptidase activity
Source: RefSeq, a predicted model, not a curated record
AUGUCGAGCAAGUUUUCCCUAUCAACAGUUGCUGUUUGUUUCCUUGGGGCAGCUUUUGCCGCUGCCCAUGCAAAGCGAUCCGAUGAUUUCACUCCCUUGCAACUACCACUCACCUCGCUGCCGGAAUGGACACAUGUUGUCAACGUCACGAUAGGCACACCAGGUCAGAGUCUGCCGAUGAUCAUCUCGACUAUCCAUUACCACACCUGGGUUCCCAAUGCGGACUCAAAAUAUUGCGAUGCUGCGGGAUACCACGAGAACAAGUUAGACAACGGCCACCACAACAUUAAGCCUUUUCCAUCGGUUUGUCGUUGGGGAAGUUUUAAUUCCUCCCUAUCGAAGACAUACGUGGAUCGGACACCGAAUGACCAAAAUACCGCAUGGUUCCAGUGGUUUCAUGAAAUUUCUGAGGGCGUUCUCGAAGACAACGGUGGCAAUAUAAACGGAAUGAAUUUCACAGACCGCCUGGAAGCCGGAGACAUCGUUAUGGAUGAUUAUCCUAUGGUUUUGCAGCACUCGGGGCGUCGAUGGAUUGGUGUUCUAGGACUCAAAAACCGCACCGGCUGGCUUUUGGAAGAAGGCUACCCCAGCUUUAUGGAACGUCUUGUGUCUUCUGGACGGAUUCCCACCAAUGCAUUCAGCGUCUGGCUUGACAACCCUGAAGGGACCACUGGCUCUGUGCUCUUUGGGGCUAUCGACAAAUCUCGGUACGAGGGGAAGCUCACUCGUAUGGUUGUUGGCAACUCCUAUAACAUUUAUAUCACCUCCUUUAGUGGCAUCAUGGAGUCGGGGGAGAAGCUAACUCCUCCUCCCGACCCCAAUCUGGCUGACCCUGAGGGCAAAAGGAGUUACAUAGCCAUCUUAACGAUUAGUAACCGAUUUUCUUAUCUCCCUCCUUUCAUUGCAGACUGGAUGGCAGAGAUUGUCGGCGCUCGGUAUAACGAGACGUUGCAACGCUUUACGGUUCCUUGCGAUGCUGGCCAGUCAAAAAAGGCAAAAUUCUCUUUGCAGCUGGAGGGUGAAAAAGGCCCUGUGCUCACUGUUGAGGUUUCUGACCUCAUAAUACCCGUGACAGACAUAAUUCCCCUCUAUUCCCAUCAUAUCAAUGACACAGGCACCUACUAUUCUGAGGAUCUUAGAGGCAACAACACUUGCUUCUUUGGCGUGCAGAAGGACUCUGAGCCUUGGUUUUACAGGAUUGGGAGCUCGCUUCUUCGUCACACAUACAUGGUCUUCGACAAUGUCAACGGGGAAGUUGGCUUCGCUCCCGUCAAGUUUCCUUCCCCAGAUGCAGAGCCCCCGGCCCCAGAGAUUGUCUAUUUCAAGAACUACGGCGCCACAAUCCCAUCAUCUAAGAUUUAUUGUGGAGCGAGCAAAAAUGAGUGCAUUCGCGCUGGCUACAAGCUCGACCAGACUCGCCGUAACGUUGGCAUCGCUUUUGGAGUCAUAGGCGGCGUACUGCUUGUUGCGCUCCUGGGUUGGUGCUUCUGGAAGCUGUAUAAGAGGUCUAAAGCAACAGCAGCGGCUGCGGCGGCGAGGGACGAAGAGACGGUUGCAGAAGAUGGGUCUAGAUCGUUGAUCACGAAGGUACAGAGUGGCCAGGAGACUGAAGCUCCCGCAGCUACAGAGAGUUCUUCGUCGGUAGCUGGCCAGGAAAAUAGGGCCGCAAGAGACUAG